UCGGCCGUCAGCAGCAUUGGCCACUGGCACAAUAUUAUCCUCAUUGAUUCCGCUAACCGAGAGGAAGAAGAAGAGGGGGAUUUACUUUAUUCAACCUUUUCAUUUCAGCCGUCCCCUUUAUUUUAUUGAACUAAAACAAUGGCAGACACAAAAGUUGAAACCGGCAAGGAGAUCUCUGCCAAGGAUCUGAAAGAGAAGAAGCUGGCGGAGGAGAAGGAGAACGGCAAAGACACCGCCACCAACGGGAAGGAGAAUGAGGAGAACGGCGAGCCCGAGGUAGAUGACGAAGAAGACGAGGAAGUGGACGAAGAGGACGAGGAAGAUGACGGAGAAGGCGAUGAAGACGACGAGGAAGACGACGACGACGAGAUCGAGGGCGGCACAAAACGGGCAGCUGACGACGACGACGACGACGAAGAGGACGACGUUGAAACCAAGAAGCAGAAAACCGACGAUGACGAUUGAUGUGUUUCCCCCCCACCCCCAAAAACCCCCAACCCCCCCCCACCCAGCCGCGCCAUCCUGCUGAACCGCUUCCCGAUUCUUCACCUCUGACUGGUUUUUUUCAAAGUGUCUCAGGUGGAGGCGCGGGAGGACUGAUUUCAAAGGAGAGAAAAAUAAUAAUAAUAAUAAAAAAAAUAAAAAAAAUAUCCAACAUGGUCAUUAGCAAGUAGAGUUCAACACACACAUACACAGACAGACACACACACACACACACUUCGAUCUCCCCUCAAAGCAAAAUUUUCUAGAGGAACCCGCCAACGCAUUGACGCAGAAAUCCGGCUUCUCUUCAACAACACGAAAAAAAAAAAAGAAUUAGUUUGUAUUUUUAUUUACAUUUUAUAUUUUUGUACAUAUUGUUCGGAGGGGGGGUCGGUUUCUCUCUCGGCAGACCAAAAUCUGGUGCUUCUUUAACGAAAAGAUUUUACUCGGUUGACCAUGUUAACGAUAUAUCUCGACAAAAAACACGCAAACAGUUAAAAGACGAAAAAAAAACAAAAGACCCACGAAAAGAGGAAGCUGUUAAAGCCGUUGAACUCAGAGCAUUCCAGUAAAUUUAAUGUAUGUACUUUAGCUGUACCAUAAACUAGUCUGUUUGUAUGGGAGGGGAAAGGCCAAAGAAAAGAGCCUCUUUUCUUUUUCCUUUUUUUGAUUUUGAUUUUUUUCGUUUUGAUUUAUUUUGUCAGCGACUUUUUUUCUGUUUGAUGACGGCCUGUUUUGAUGUAUGUGCGAAGUUUGUUGUUUGACAAUAAACCGGACUUUUAUUUUGUGAGUUGUA
Molecule: messenger RNA, 1279 nt
Organism: Perca fluviatilis (European perch)
Lineage: Eukaryota; Metazoa; Chordata; Actinopteri; Perciformes; Percidae
Gene: ptmab
Product: prothymosin alpha b
Exons: 5
Coding region: 139-465 (108 amino acids)
Biological process (GO): positive regulation of transcription by RNA polymerase II; negative regulation of apoptotic process
Cellular component (GO): nucleus
Molecular function (GO): histone binding
Source: RefSeq, a predicted model, not a curated record